Messenger RNA from Cladophialophora yegresii CBS 114405, 1611 nucleotides. RefSeq lists its product as uncharacterized. Gene Ontology annotation, molecular function: DNA binding; protein binding. Gene Ontology annotation, biological process: regulation of DNA damage checkpoint. Gene Ontology annotation, cellular component: nucleus. NCBI's taxonomy places the organism in Eukaryota, Fungi, Ascomycota, Eurotiomycetes, Chaetothyriales, Herpotrichiellaceae. Bases 1 to 1611 code for a protein of 536 amino acids. The transcript is spliced from 3 exons. The record is from RefSeq and is a predicted model, not a curated record.
AUGGCUCGCGCCCAGACUACCCAAGCCGAACCCUCCGACUUCGAAAAGCAACGCCUCGCCAACAUCGCCGAGCGCGACGCCCUCCUCAAGAAACUGACCCAAGAAGCCCAGUCCGCAGGCCUGUAUACAAAACCCCCUGUCGUCCAACAGAAACGCACGGCAACAGCAAAACCCAGGGGCCCUCCAGCCAAAAGGGUGAAAAAGGAAGCGGCGGAAAUCGUGCCGCGACGGACGAGUUCUCGACUCGCCGGCCUGCAGGCGGACAGUGAAGUCGCGAAGCAGAAAGCAGAAGUCGAAUACGAGAAGGUCAAGGAAGUCGAAAGGGCGAGACGGCAGCGCGUGACGGGCGAUUUAUCUUUUUCCGGCACUGGGACAGCCACAGACGGCUCAAGCCUGAUUGGCACCGAUGUGCUCCUCAAGGGCGUGGCGACGCCGUACGCACGCACUUUCGACGAACGGCAGAUCCACGAGACGAGCGACAAGGAUCUCAAGGCGCUCAGGCAGAGGAUGAGCGGCCUGCAGCUCUGGGACGCGUGGGAGCCGAAUCGCAUCAAGAUCACCCCGGAGAGGAUCUACAGCAUGGCGUUCCACCCCACGACGACCAGACCGAUCGUCUUUGCUGGCGACAAAUUAGGCACAUUGGGGAUCGUGGACGCGUCGCAGGAUGUGACUGGCCUUAAAAAAGAGGAUGAAGAUGAGGACGAGGAUGUACAAGACCCCCAGAUCACGCACAUCAAGCCACAUACGAGGACCAUCUCCGCAAUGCAUACACACCCGUCCAAGCCCGAGACGAUCUACACGGCGUCGUACGACUCGUCCAUCCGAGCUACCGACCUGACGAAGUCCCUGGCUGUGGAAGUGUACGGGCCCUCGUCCCGCGAGGAAGACGAGCCCGUCUCCGGCGUGGACAUGUCCUCUACGGAUCCCAAUACUCUGUACUUUACGACCCUCAACGGCGCGUUUGGGCGGUAUGACACGCGCGCCGCCCCCAGUACGGCCGAGCUCUUCCAGCUGUCGGAGAAGAAAAUCGGCGGCUUCAGCUUACACCCGUUGUUGCCGCACUACGCGGCCACGGCGUCGCUUGACCGCUUCCUUCGGCUGUGGGAUCUGCGCAAACUGACGAAGAAGAUGCCCACGCCGGUGGGCGAGCACGAGAGUAGAUUGAGUGUCAGCCAUGCAGCGUUCAAUACGGCGGGCCAGGUGGCCACAACCAGCUACGACGAUACCAUCAAGAUCCAUUCCUUUGGCGUGGGUGCGAAGCCGACUGCAGACGUGGCCACGCAAGGCAUGAACAUGAAUGAAUGGAAGGCUGGCUUUCAACUGCCGGACGAGGCCAUGAAGCCCGAGGUCGUCAUCCGACAUAAUAACCAGACCGGCCGGUGGACAACCAUCCUUAAGCCACGCUGGCAGAUGUAUCCCCAGGACAAUAUCCAGAAACUGGUCGUAGGAAACAUGAACCGAUUCGUCGACGUCUACGCGGCAAACGGCGACCAGCUCGCCCAGCUCGGCGGCGAGGGCAUCACAGCCGUGCCUGCCGUCGCAGUGUUUCAUCCUUCCAACGACUGGAUCGCGGGAGGGACUGCGAGCGGGAAGUUAUGUCUGUGGAUGUGA